AUGUCGUCACGUGAUGUAUUACUAACACUUGAUACAGUCCUUUGUUGGGCGCGUUCUGGUCAUGAAUCAGAUAAAGUUUAUCGUUUUAUAUUUCUUCAUCCUGAAGAUUUAUUUACGAUUCCAAAAGGACGUAGUUGGCCGAUUGCGCAUCAAGUAAUUUAUAAUGGCGAUGUUAAUCUUUUAAAACGUAUUCUUGCACUUUUUUCUGAUGAUCAAAUUAAUAUUCGUACAUUAUCAAAGGAUCAAAAAACUCUUCUUGAUGUUGCUAAAGAACGAAGCUCAGUUUAUCGCUCUAUGUAUACCUAUGUUGAACAUUUAUUUCUUCAAGAUGAUUUAAUUCAAGCAGCUAAACAAAGUAAUUGGUAUUUAGUUAAUGAUAUUCUUAAAAAAAAUUCUGAUUUAUCUAAUGAAAAACCUCCUUAUUCAACGUAUUUUCUUUUACAUUACGUUAUACAAAAUGGUAAUAGAUAUAUUUUAGAAAAUUUACUUAAAAGUUAUCGAUUUCAAAUGAAUGUUGUAAGUGCACAAAAUGAAACAUUAAUAGAUAUGGCUAAAAGACUUGGAAAAACUGAUAUGUAUUCAAUACUAGAGCCAACAAGACAUGAAGAAUCACGUUCAAGCCCAACAAGAAGUCGAUCAUCAUUACCAUCAUCAAAUAGUAAAAACAGACCAUGUAUUAAUCCGCAAAUUUCGAUUUUUAGUCUUCCUUUUAUUCCAUUACAUCCUGCUACUUCUAAAUUACCAUAUCCAAUAAUAGAUCCAUUUCCUGGUGCAAUGUUUUCUAAUGUUUUACUUAAUCUUAGUUCAAGUGGCAAUUUUACACUUAAAACACAAAAUAAAUUUACUACAAUUGAAAGUGAACCAUCAAAAUCUGAAGAAGAACAUCAAGUAAUAAAUACAAAAGAUAAACAUGUUGACUCAAUGAAAACAAUAUCUGAUCAAGAUUCAGAACCAAAUGUAGAACAACCAGCUAUAUCACCAGCAUCAAAUACACAAUUAAUGAAAAAUUUAACAUGUUUUCUAACACAAGAAAUUUUUAUUGAUCCAGUCAUUGCUAGCGAUGGUCAAACAUAUGAACGAGAAGCUAUUAUGGAAUGGGUUAAUUUAUAUCAUUGUUCACCAAUGACAGGUGCACCGAUGAAUGAAACAUUUAAAGAGAAUACCGAACUUAAGAAAAUCAUUCAAUCAAUGAGACAACAGAAUUAA
Rotaria sp. Silwood2 is the source of this 1206-nucleotide messenger RNA. The record is from the annotation of a GenBank genome assembly. NCBI's taxonomy places the organism in Eukaryota, Metazoa, Rotifera, Eurotatoria, Philodinida, Philodinidae.